AUGAUCGGCCCGCCGCACCCCGGCGUGCCCCUCGCGUACGGCACGGCCGGCUUCCGCGCUCGGGCCGACCUCCUCGACUCCACAUUCUUCCGGAUGGGUGCGCUCGCGGUGCUGCGCUCGCGCUCGCGUGGUGGCCUGGCCGUCGGCCUCAUGGUGACCGCAUCGCACAACGCGGAGCCCGACAACGGGAUCAAGCUCGUCGACCCGGACGGAGGCAUGCUCGACGUUUCGUGGGAGCCGCACGCGUCUGCGGUCGCAAAUGCGGCGGACGCAGACCUGGCGGCGGCGCUCGACGCGGUUGCCGACGCGGUGGGCGUGGUGUCGGCGGGCGGCGGGCGCGUCCUGGUGGCGCGCGACACGCGGCCGCACUCGGAGCGGCUCAGCGCCCUCGCGCUCGACGGGGUGAGCCACCUCGGCGGCGCUGGUGAGGACUUUGGCCUCCUGACGACGCCGCAGCUGCACCACAUCGUCCGUCACGCAAACGGCGGCGCCGCCGGCGGGGCGCACGUGGGGCCGGCCGCGUGGGCGAGCGAGGGCGGGUACGCCGAGAUGCUCUGCACCGCCUUCGCCGCCCUCCUCCCGCCAGACCUCGGUGGCGGGGGACUGCGCGCGCCUCUCACCGUCGACUGCGCGUGCGGCGUCGGAGGCCCGCAGCUCGCGCCGAUCGCGCAGCGGCUCGCGCCUCUGCUGCCGCUGGAGCUGAUCAACCGGCCGGGCGAGGGCGAGCUCAACGCGGGCUGCGGCGCCGAGUUUGUCCAAAAGGGCCGCCUCCCUCCCCGCGGUCUCGACACGCCGCCGCCCACCACCUCCGCCGAUAGCGGCGGCGGCGGCGGCGGCGGCGGUUCGCGGCUGUGCUCCCUUGACGGGGACGCCGACCGCGUCGACCUCGCGGCCGCCCACUCGAGAGGCCGCGCAUUCGUCCGCCCCUCGGGGACCGAAGACGUUGUGCGAGUGUACGCCGAGGCGGCCACGCAGCAGGCGGCGGAUGAGCUUGCCAGGAAGGUUGGGCAGGCGACGUGGCGGCUCGCGGGUGGGGUGGGUGAGCAGCCUUGA
Messenger RNA from Emiliania huxleyi CCMP1516, 1053 nucleotides. RefSeq names its product putative phosphoglucomutase 3. Gene Ontology annotation, biological process: carbohydrate metabolic process; UDP-N-acetylglucosamine biosynthetic process. The coding region runs from base 1 to 1053 and encodes 350 amino acids. Gene Ontology annotation, molecular function: phosphoacetylglucosamine mutase activity. NCBI's taxonomy places the organism in Eukaryota, Haptophyta, Isochrysidales, Noelaerhabdaceae. The transcript is spliced from 2 exons. The record is from RefSeq and is a predicted model, not a curated record.